AUUAUCUCUGUUUCUCUCCUUUAUCAUUCACUCCUCGUCAAAAAAUGAACUCCCCCUGAUUUAUCGGGGUCCUCCGUUCAUCCUCCAGUACAUGUGGCCCCGAAACCAUGAAUGACGCUGAGUUUCCUCACGGAAUACAAACCUCGCCUAUCUCCGACCCAUUCUUAUAGAUACUCUCGAUUUGGAUACCCGACUUGAUACGCAAUUCUCUCUAUCUGAUUCAGCUCCCUUUUCCACUGUUUUUCUAUCUAUAUUUCUUGCGGUCGUAUCAUUAACACUUUCCUCGCCAUGGAUGCGGGGGAUCGGAUGUUCUGCCAUGCUUGUGGCGGGGUCUGGCUACGGAAUGAGAGCGGACUGACGUGUCCGACCUGCCAGUCUGAAUUCACCGAGAUUAUUGAAAUACCCCCCGACACCGAAGCCCCCGACCCUCCUGAAGAAGCCCCCGGAGAUCGAUUCUCGCCGCCCGUGAACCCGUUCGCAAACCACAACCCGUGGGCCUCCACCGGCCACGACGAGCCUUCGGAUGACUUUUUUGGUGGCCCCGGCGGGGGCAGACGCGGCAGCUCUGGAAAUGGUUUCUCCCACCGCACCUAUCGCUCGCCCGACGGCCGGUUUACCUUCUCCAGCACGACGUAUUCUUCGGGGUUUCCUCGACGACAGUCCACUGACCCGCAGGGCAACCUUCAGAAUGACCCCCUGAUGCCGAUGGUGCGGGGUCUGGAUACGAUUUUCCACGGACUCGCGAAUACAUACCAGCAGACGGAUCCCCACCGACCGGCGGGUCAGCAGCGAUGGGGACAGGAGCAUGAUGUGGCCGAAUCCGACCGUGAGUUUGGACCUGGGCAGAGUCCCCGGCCGGCGGGACUGGCGGGACAGCGUAGAGCGCCCGGUACGAUGUACGACGACCCAUUUGAUUUUGGGCUACGAUAUGGAGGCGGGUCAGAUUUCCAUGACGACGGACUGCACCCUCGCGAUGCGGAUGGUCCGCAGCCGAUGAACACUCCUCUACGCAGCUUGGGCGAUAUUUUGGAACUUUUUCGAACCGACUUCAACACGAACAACCAAGCUGGUAACGGCGGAUUCCGGGUCAUGACCGGCCCCAACCCCCUGGCGAUGCUGUCGGCGCUGUUGAACGUCGAGCGGCACGGAGAUGCCGUGUAUUCGCAAGAAGAGCUGGACCGGGUGAUCUCGCAGCUGGUGGAUCAGAAUGCCAAUCGGUCUGCGGCACCGCCGGCCUCGCAGAAUGCCAUCCAGUCUCUGCCCAAGAAGAAGGUGGACCGGGACAUGCUGGGGAACGAAGGCAAGGCGGAGUGUUCGAUCUGCAUGGACCCGGUGGAGAUGGGCACGGAGGUGACGGUGCUGCCGUGCAAGCACUGGUUUCACUACGGCUGCAUCGAGAUGUGGUUGAAUCAGCACAAUACGUGUCCACACUGCCGGCGAGGCAUUGAUGCACCUGCACCGUAAGUUUGUUGUGAUGAUGAGGUGGUUAUGACAGCAUGCUAAGUGGAACAGAACCGAAGGAACCAGCGAGAACCCGGUGGUGAUUGACAGCAGCCCCGAGACGUCUCGCCGCGGCAGUGCCGUGCCGGAACACAGCGGACAGGCCGGAUGGUGGAGCAGCGAGGGAGACGAGCGA
This is a messenger RNA of Aspergillus steynii IBT 23096, 1636 nucleotides long. RefSeq names its product putative RING finger domain protein. The coding region runs from base 289 to 1464 and encodes 391 amino acids. The transcript has 3 exons. The record is from RefSeq and is a predicted model, not a curated record. Lineage: Eukaryota; Fungi; Ascomycota; Eurotiomycetes; Eurotiales; Aspergillaceae.